Molecule: messenger RNA, 387 nt
Organism: Helobdella robusta
Lineage: Eukaryota; Metazoa; Annelida; Clitellata; Rhynchobdellida; Glossiphoniidae
Exons: 4
Coding region: 1-387 (128 amino acids)
Source: RefSeq, a predicted model, not a curated record
AUGGGAAAAACUUUGAAAAAGUAUCAGCUGUUGAAAAAUGAAAUUAAAGGAGUCAUACUUCCAAAGACAUACUUUCGAUUCCCACUAUCCAUAACAAUGACCCAUCUGAUCACAAAGUUUUCCAUAUCUGCUGUUGUCAGGUGGGUUCUCUACUGUAAGUCAGGAAGGGAACGAGUCACUCUGAGUUGGUUUGAGUACAUCAAGAGAGUUGCUCCACCUGGCAUCACCAGCUCCCUUGACAUUGGCCUCUCAAAUUGGAGUUUUGAAUACAUCACAAUCAAAGUGAAAAUGGCCCUCACUAUCCGGGAGAAUGGCGUCGAGGGGUAUUUCGGUUUCAUCAUAGGUAGCCAAACGGCAACCCCCGAUCUCGGGGAAAAUGUCGUCUAA